AUGUCCGUUGAAUACUCGGGCUAUCUUCAGAAGACGGGUGGGAAAUUCUACAAAAAGAACCAGACCCGCUAUUUUGAGCUCCGUGGCCCUAUGCUGUGCUACUGGAAGAGGCGUCCCUCUGGACCCCACGUUUCUCCAACGGGCACCAUCGAUCUUACCAACGCUCGCUUCGUCGAGAACCCAAAGGACCCUAGAUCAUGGACAAUUGAGGGGGACCACCUCUCCAAGACGUUCACGCUUACUGCUGACACAGAGGAGCAGAGGGAAGCGUGGGUAAGGGAGAUGUCGAAGGUGAAACCGGAAAAUAGGGAACAGCCCAGUACGGCGGUUCAAAGCAGUGGUGACGUUCAUGCAGUCACUUUGUAUACUGGGGGACGUCACAAAGUUUCCCUGGAUGACUUUGAACUUAAAGCUACCAUUGGGGCUGGUUCAUUCAGCAAUGUGUUUGUGGCUCGCGAAAAGAGCACGGACAAAGUGUAUGCUAUAAAAGAAAUGGGGAAGGAACUUAUUCAGCAACACAAUAUGCUUUCAAAUAUUGCCGCAGAAAAACACAUCCUACAAACGAUCAGUCACCCCUUUAUUGUGUCACUCCAUUACGCCUUUGAGACGAAGAAAUGCUUGUACCUUGUGCUUGACUUUCUGCCCGGUGGGGAACUAUUUUUUCAUCUUGCCAAGGAGAAGGUGUUUGACGAGUAUCGUGCUAAGUUUUACUGCGGGGAAAUAGCUCUGGCAAUCGGAUACCUGCACAGUCUUGACAUCAUCUUUCGUGACCUUAAGCCGGAGAAUAUUGUACUGGACGAGGACGGUCACGCAUGCCUCACAGACUUUGGAUUGGCUAAAAUGAAUGUCAGUAAUGCCAGCAAUUUCACUUUCUGUGGCACAACUGAAUACAUAGCGCCUGAGUUUCUCCUGGGACAGCCGCACGGGCGGGCAGUUGAUUGGUGGGCUCUGGGUAUUUUACUGUAUGAGAUGAUAGAAGGCAUUCCGCCCUUUUUCAAUGAAAACUCCAACGAAAUGUACGAGGAGAUUCUCAAGGGGGAGUUGAAGUUUGGCGACGUCGGUGGCGAAGAGAGUGGCCUGCCUGUAAUAUCGGAGAACGCAAAGGCCCUCCUCCGCAGACUUUUAGAUCGCAAUCCCCAGACACGCCUUCAGGAUUUGGAGGAAUUCAAAAAACAUCCUUUUUUUGAGGAUAUUGACUGGGUGAAGCUCAGUCGGCGGGAGAUUCAACCGCCAUUCCGCCCUAGUAGCAAUAUAUUGUGCAACUUUGACGAGGAUUUUACUUCCAAGGAACCCCGGGCGGGUUUUCAAGAGGAGGAUGGGGGUGAACACGGCAAUAUUGCCUGCUUUUCCUUUGAUGGACAAAUGGGUCCUGCUUAG
Trypanosoma cruzi is the source of this 1377-nucleotide messenger RNA. Its product is annotated as rac serine-threonine kinase, putative. The transcript has a single exon. The record is from RefSeq and is a predicted model, not a curated record. Gene Ontology annotation, molecular function: protein serine/threonine kinase activity; ATP binding. Gene Ontology annotation, biological process: protein phosphorylation. Bases 1 to 1377 code for a protein of 458 amino acids. Lineage: Eukaryota; Euglenozoa; Kinetoplastea; Trypanosomatida; Trypanosomatidae.